Molecule: messenger RNA, 1745 nt
Organism: Chara braunii
Lineage: Eukaryota; Viridiplantae; Streptophyta; Charophyceae; Charales; Characeae
Source: the annotation of a GenBank genome assembly
GUGCCCUUCGCGGCGGACUUGUCUACCUUGGCGAUACAGCGGGCCCGCCUUCAGCGCGCGCACAGUCGAAUUUCACCUCGCAAAGGACCGGCAGCUAUGGCUAUGGCUAUGGCUAUGGCUAUGGCGGCUUGUGGCCGGUGUACAAGACUGUCAGCAAGGACCGCGGGGAGCUUGUUGUUGCUGUCGAUUUUCUUGCCGCUGGCAGUAGGUUACGGAUUAAACGAUUUUUUGGCGGCGCUCAAUAAUCAAGACAUCGGUUAUCACGAAGUGCAAGGGGACGUGGUUCUCAACGGCUCUUUGCCAGACAUCACGGGGAGGAACCUCACGCUUGUGGGCAGAGCGCCACGUGGCGGGCGUCCAGUGAUUGACGGAGCCUCCAAGUACGGUGGAUCGCGCUCCAUGGGGCUGACCUUGAAGAACUUAGAAUUUAUCAACUUCAAUGGAACGGUUCCUAUUUUCAGUUUGUUGGGUAACGACAUCGACAUUGAGGACUGCGUUUUUCGCGCGAAUAUUGCGACCGGCGGGAGUUCGAGCGCUGUCGUCUCCAUCCAGGGCGGGAACGUGAAGAUCUCCCGCUCUUUCUUCAUCGGCAAUCAGGUGUCGGCAAAUGGUAUGUCGGCGAGCGGCGGCGCUGUGUAUUCAAUGAGUGCCGGGAGGGUGGUGAUCGAGAGCACGGUCUUUCGCGACAACCAGGUGACGGGAACGAGAGGCCUGGGAGAAGGAGGCGGUGUGUAUUUGCUCUUCGCGGGCCUUUACACCAUCAGCAAGUGCACAUUUGACGGCAACCAGGUUGAUGGGCUCGGGGGCGGAAUGGCGGCGCUGGGUUCCUCGCGGGGGGAGAUCGUGGGUUCGAGCUUCUUGCGCAACUCCGCCUACUCCACGAAACGAGCUUACAAGUCGUACGCAACUGGCGGGGCCAUCGAUAUCUACGGUGACAACGUCACUAUCAUCAGCGGGUGCACGUUCACAGGAAACAAGGCAGAGGGCAGGCGAGGAGGAGCCGUGUCCCUGUCGAUGUAUCAGGCGGAGGCCACCAUCUCCGGCUCCAAGUUCGAGCAGAACGCUGCUGGGAAAUACGGUGGCGCUGUGGGUGUGCGACUCGUGCCCCCAAGCUUGGAGGAGGGCAAGCGUGGUGUUAUACUGUACGAAGGCGGGCCUCCGAGAAGUAAGGUGAAGUUCUGUGGAGGGAACACGUACUCGAGGAACGUGGCGGGGACUUCAGGCGCGGAGAACAUAUACGUGGACAUGCGCAACAGCUCGGUGAGCGGAGUGACGUUCUGUCCGAGCGAGCCUCCCCUUGCUCUGAUCGAAGCGGAGACUGGAACGGUAAACAUCACCUGCGCAUCCUGCUGAAGGGAGGGAGGUUGGGCGGGGGUGGGGGGAGAGUGUUGCACUUGCGUGGAUUGCUUCCCCCUAACCCUCGAUCUUCAUGUUGUUUAUGUAUGUACAAGAUCGAAUCUGAUAGACAAUACUCGUAUCAUACACCAACACUCGUGGAAAUUGCGGCAUGGCUCGUGGUGAAAGUCGGUGAGCCGGAGCAACCUCCUCCGAACGGCUCGGGUUGUACAAGGUCGCUGGAUGAAGGAGAAGAGAAGGCGGCUGGGUUCGACAUCUCCUGUGUAGAAAGAGAAAGUGAGUCCUUUGUCUGUCGUUGGGCUUUAGCAAGAAGACUACGAUGAUGACGUACAUCUCGGAGAGAGAUAAAUGACGUACAUCUGGGAGAGAGAUAAAUGUCUAGAAAUUCG